Molecule: messenger RNA, 837 nt
Organism: Chrysochloris asiatica (Cape golden mole)
Lineage: Eukaryota; Metazoa; Chordata; Mammalia; Afrosoricida; Chrysochloridae
Gene: C1QB
Product: complement component 1, q subcomponent, B chain
Exons: 3
Coding region: 1-837 (278 amino acids)
Molecular function (GO): protein binding
Source: RefSeq, a predicted model, not a curated record
AUGAAUUGGCAGAAGCUGGAGGUGCCUUUAAAAUCCUCCCCCAAGUCUGAGACUCGGGGAGGCGGCAGAGACAGUGCAGUGAUGAAGAUUCCGUGGGGCAACAUCCCAGCCCUGCUGUCAUUGCUGCUCCUAGGUCUACUUGGUGUCUCUGAGGCUCAGAAAAGCUGUACGGGGCACCCAGCCAUCCCUGGUACUCCAGGCAUCCCCGGGACACCAGGCUCCUAUGGCCAACCUGGGACUCCAGGAGUAAAGGGAGAGAAAGGGCUUCCAGGACAAGCUGGAGACCAUGGUGAACUUGGAGAAAAGGGGGAUCCAGGAAUCCCUGGGAAUCCGGGGAAAGUUGGACCCAAGGGCCCUGUUGGCCCCAAGGGAUCCCCAGGACUCCCUGGGGUCCGUGGCCCAAAGGGUGAAUCAGGAGACUACAAAGCCACACAGAAAAUAGCCUUCUCGGCCAAGCGGAGCAUCAGCAGUACCCUGAGGCAGAAUCAGCCCAUCCGCUUUGACCACGUGAUCACCAACAUGAACAACAACUACGAGCCCCGAAACGGCAAGUUCACCUGCAAGGUGCCCGGCCUCUACUACUUCACCUACCACGCCAGCUCUCGCGGGAACCUGUGUGUGAACCUUGUCCGGGGCCGGGAACGCAUACAGAAAGUAGUCACCUUCUGCGACUACGUCCAUAGUACCUUCCAGGUCACCACAGGUGGCGUGGUCCUCAAGCUGGAACGGGAAGAGACAGUGUUCCUGCAGGCCACUGACAAGAACUUCCUGGUGGGCAUGGAGGGUGCCAACAGCAUCUUCUCGGGGUUCAUGCUCUUCCCGGAUAUAGAAGUGUAA